UCUUUCGAUCGCUUCUUCCCUUUCCUCCCCAGAGAGAGGCAGCAGCAGCAGCAGCAGCAGCAGCCAUGCAGGGUCCCGAUCCGGAGGAAGGGCCUGUCCUGCCGGGGGAGUCCUCCCUUUGGGGCCCCCAGGAGGAGGAGGAGGAGGGGGCCAGGCCCCCCAGGGCCAAGGGGAGGCCCCAGGAGGAGGAAGACCAGGCCCCCUUUUCCCUGCGCUCCCUUCUGCCCUCCUGGCUGCGAUCCAACUCCCCCCAAGAGCAUCCCAACCACCAAGAGCCCUCCGGAAGCAGAAGCGGUUCAGCGGUAGACAGAGUGACUAUCUGUGAAAGCACAGGCUCUCUUGAGUCCAUCCUCCAGGUUCUGAGGGAGUCCUCGCACCCCAUGGUCAAGGAAUUUCUCCAGGCCCAGGAGACACAAUUCCGAAUCUUUGCCCACCUUCUUCACGAGAAUGAGCAGCUGAAAUGCAACUGGAAGGCCUCAGCGUUGCAGCCAUCAUCUGAGAGGCAGCAUUGGCAGCAGAGACAUACAGAGGAGGCACAAAUGUCUGAGAGGCAGCAUUGCCAGCAGAGAUACAAUGGGGAGGUGCAAAUAUUCCAGCCUCCGGGUGAGACUCAACCACCGCAGCAAGAGCAUUGGGAGACAAAGAAAAACCAUAAACCAGGAUUGCAGAAAUCAUCCCACCAAAAAUGGAGCUUUCCAUGGUCUAAUACAGACUUUCUGGUGCAAGUUUUGACUACUGGUAAGACUGGUGGCUGUGAAAAGCAGUUCUUAGAUGGUGUCUCUAAGCACCUGUCGUACCAUCGGAUCAACCUCCAGGUGGACAGUUACGAAGGAAACUCCAGCCGCUUCCUGUUGGUCUUCUGCCCCAUUGCUUCCCGGAUAGGCACCGACAUUGAAAACGCUCUUGAGGGGCUGAGCAGCAGUGUGUCGAAGACCCUCUUGGUUGUGCUGCACCACAAACCAAAGGACAGCCACCACCUCUUUGUGGACACCAAGCUCCAAGGACAGCACCGGGCUCUGGUGCGAACUGUCCAUGCCCGCUACACGGUUCAAGAUGGCCUCUACGCCUGCCAGAUGAACGAGGAGGCCAUGGCUGAUGUGGCCAAAGUCAUCAAGGAUCUCUCCAGAGAGGGAUGAGGGGAGGCCCAGCCAUGCCUGGCCCUCUGUUUCAAAAUCAUAAUGGAUGUGUUUGUGGAUUAGGGCUGUUAGUGAACUCCACCUAAACACUGGGAAGAACCUCCUGAGGGUAAGAGCUGCUAAAUUGUGGAAGGUGCUGCUGCCUCUCCUACUUUGGAGGCUAUUUUUAAGCAAAGGCUGGAUAUCCAUUGGUCACAGGGAGGGUUUGGGUUGUGUCUUCCUGCAUGGCAGAAUAAGGUAGGACUGGAUGAACUUUGGGGGUCCCUUCCAACUCCAGGAUUCUGCGGUUAAGUGAUAUUGCUGCAGUGCAUGCUGAGAGCCAGUUUGGGUGUUUAAGUGUUGAGUAAGACUUGGGUUCAAAUCUCUGCUCAACCUGAUAAAGUGGCUAUACAGAUUAGCCCAAAGGGGCAGUGAGACACCGCCUUUUUUUGCCCCAGAUUAGGGCCACGGCAACUGCAUGCCACAGCCCCGAUCCAGCCUUCGGAGGACGCAAAAAGAAGUGCCAAAAUGCCCUUCUUGCACCCUCUAAAGGGCACCAUGUCCACUGCAGCAUGGCAUGAUGACGCCCUUUUGGUGUUGCAUCGUGUAGAUGCAGCACCAGAGUGGCAUCAUCAUGGUGCGCGUCAUGUACAUGGGUGCGUGCGAAAAUGGCGUCAUGGGUGUGGGGUCAUGGCAUCGAGCAUGUAGGUGCUACGCUGUGACCAUCCACAGGCUGGCCUUUUGGGCCCAUCUGUAGAGGCUCAAAACUUCCUGGAUAACCUUUCUAGUGUCACUCAAUGGCAACGAGUGUGUAGCUCUCCCCAUCCCUAGUAUUACUUGCUUGUAGGGUACCUCCUCCAAGCUUGUAUUGCACAGCCAGAGGAAGGAGCAGCUUCUACCUCCCAACAACAAUGUCCUCUCAACAUUAUCAUAAUCCAAAGUAUUAUGGGGUUGGCCUGGCCUCAAGUUGGCAAGACCCAUUAGCUUUGCCAAAGACCUGCUCUUGGUGAAAAUGGAAAUGCCUGGAAAUUGAAACCAGUAGUGCUGCCUAUAUGUAUGUAUAGUGGAAGAGGUUAACCCACUCCCAGUGCUCCAGUACAAUCCAGCACUGGGAGGUCUGAGCAGAGUCCUUGUGGCAUCUUUUACAUUUGCAAGUCCCCUUAUAGAAGGAAUUAGAGACUGGUCUGAUGCACAAUGUCUGCAUUCUGUCCAGUUUUGCAGAAGCACAGUGGUGCAUGUAAAGGUGUGCACUCAGCCAAUGCCCGUCUGUCUGCCCUUGCUGAAAUUGGUAAUGAUAGUCCUUUUGGUUUUGGUUGCACAGCAUCCUCCUUCAACACAAGGGCCAAACAAUUCAAUCAGUGUGUGAACUCCAAGUGUAGAGAUUUCUGCUGUGCAACCAAUACAGGAUCUCUGUCUCUCUGUCAUGCCUCACACCGAAAACUCACUGCUGGAGUCACACACUUGUUCUUCUUGCAUGGGAAUGUCACAGAGGCUGCAUCUGCACUGCCAAAAUAAUCCAACUUUACACCACUUUAAUUGCCAUGGCUCUGUGCAAUGGAAUCCUGGGAGAUGUAGUCUUGUGAGACAUUUAGCCUUCUCUGUCAGAAAGCUCUGGUGCCACAACAAACUACAAUUCCCAGAAUUCCACCGCACUGGACCAUGGUAGUUAAAGUGUUGUCAAACUAGGAUUAUUUCUGCUGUGUGGAUGCAGCCAGACAAGCCAAUGAAGAGUGUUCAUAGACAAGUCAGACAUAAAGAGUGAAACCUGGCAUUUACUACAGAGACUGGAGUGUACUGUAAUUUUGUACUUAAGUUUUUUGUCUGCAUGUGCCUGAAUUCGAAUGGGUGGCUGUUGCCCAGUUUCUUCUAGGAGGCCACAGGUAGCUUUUAAAAUUCUUGCAUGGGUUUGGACCGAAGGAAGGAAGCGUAAAACAAUGUGUGACCCAAAGAAAAUAUUAAAUAAAGCUAAUAUUUAAGCAGUUGUGCUAAGAUAAAACGUUUUUCUCCAUUAAAUUUAAUCUAUAUACAUUCAAAUAGUUCAGGAUCACACCUGUCAGGUUCCUACCUGCUGCAAGGGUUUCUGAGCGUUCGUUUCAGAGGUGUUUUCCCCCAAAGCUUGGAAAAAUUAUCCUUUUGUUGUUGUUCUUUGGGUUUCCCCCCCGAAUAACUUUAUUGGUAUUUCAUUACAAACAGAAUCACAUUAUCAAAACAGAAUAUUCUUCCCUUGAAUGGUAUCGUGUCUAGUUCUUGCGUUUGCUAACCGAUUCCUUUUCCAUGAGUUUACACCGAUUCUCCAUUUCACAUUUUAAUCAUCAGCUAAGAUCUUCAACAAUAUUCUUUUUCAUCUGUAUUUCUUUAGUUAUUCAGUGUUGCUUUCUUCCCCUAAGAAUCCCUUCGCUGUUUUAUUCUUCCUUUCGUUUUUCAUUUGAGUCUUCCUAAACUUUACCAAGGUAUAAAACAGUUGUUUACCGUA
Sceloporus undulatus (fence lizard) is the source of this 3588-nucleotide messenger RNA. RefSeq lists its product as uncharacterized. Bases 66 to 1136 code for a protein of 356 amino acids. NCBI's taxonomy places the organism in Eukaryota, Metazoa, Chordata, Lepidosauria, Squamata, Phrynosomatidae. The record is from RefSeq and is a predicted model, not a curated record. The transcript is spliced from 5 exons.